Messenger RNA from Funneliformis mosseae, 896 nucleotides. Lineage: Eukaryota; Fungi; Glomeromycota; Glomeromycetes; Glomerales; Glomeraceae. The record is from the annotation of a GenBank genome assembly.
UAAGCCCAGAUGAGGUUCCGAACAUACAAAGUAUUGCACCAGAUGCAGAAAUAGGAUAUACAUUAGAAGUUAAUCUAGAAGUCCCAAUGCAUUUACAUGAUUUCUUUGCAGAUUAUCCUUUAGCACCAGAAAAGCAGUUAGUUCCAGAAGAAUGGCUUAGCUUGUAUAAUGAAAGAUUAGUGCAUGAUAAAGAAUUAUACAUGAAUUUGGGGAUGAAAGUUACAAAGAUUCAUGAUGCACUCAAGUUUAGGCAAUCCCCCUGGAUGAAAGCAUAUAUCGAGGAGAACAUACGUAAGCGCAAAAUAGCUAAGACCACUGGAGACGAAUUUGGGGUCAUGUAUUAUAAGCUAAAGAAUAAUGCUGUCUUCGGUAAGCAGAUGGAGAAUGUCCGUAAACAUAUGAGAGUAGAGUUACUCAAAACAGAAAAGAAUAAAAAAAUCAGGCGUCUAGCAAGUUCUCCAUUAUUUGAUGAGACAAAGGAAAAUCUAAUAGGCAAAUCAGUAUGUUUAAAGCCAAAAAUGUAUUCAGUUCUUCUAGCAGGACAUGAUCCUAAAACCCCUGAGACAGAUGCGGAUUAUGAAAAAGAGUUAGAAGAGGAACAAUAUAGAAAAUCUCAGGGUGAAAAGAAAUGGGAGAAAAAGCAUGGUAUCCAGAAGGCAAAGGAUGUUAAGAAAUGCGUGGUUAAGCGAGAACUUCAACAUGAUAAAUUCCUAGAAUUAAAUAAAAUAAGGCUGAAUCCAUAUAAUAACAAGCGCUGGAUCUUACUUGAUGGAAUUCGAACUCUCCCAUAUGGACAUUGGCGAAUUGGACUAUAUAAACACCUGAUAGCAUCUGAAAUAUCUCCUGAGGAAGCAGAAGAAAGGGUCAUGAAAGCUAAACUUCGUGUCAAGACAUAG